AUAAAUAAAUAAAUAAAAAACACUCUCUCCCUCAAAAACCCAAAACCCUAUAGAGAAUCUCAGCCAUGGCGGACCAAGAGUUCGAUCCCUCGGACCCUUCGUGCCUUCACCUGGUCUCAGCUUUCCUCGCCAUGGAUUCCACCGAAUCCUUAAUCUCCUUGUCCCGGGUAUGCGGUGGAGGGUCGGUUAGUGAGGGAGUACAGAGGUUCAUUUGGGACCAUUGCUUAAGCAAAGCUGCUGAAAACUUUCAUGCUCCAUACUUGAAGAAUUUCCUGAAGAAGCUUAUUGCUGAAAUAGAGCUGAACCAUGAUCUUGUUUUGGAUGAAUUAUACGAACAAUAUGCUUAUUACAUGACAUCAUUGAAGGAUGAUAAUGUGGUCAAAGGAAGAAUCUGCAAAUGCAUUUCAUUUCUUUUUCCUGCUGGUUCUUCUCAAUUACCAAGUUGUCCUAACUCAGGGAAACUGGUGGUCCCACUACGGUGUUCUCUCAACAUGCUUGACGGAGAUACUGGUUGUGCACUUUGGCCCUCAAGUCUUUUCUUAUCAGAGUUCAUACUUUCUUUUCCAGGAUUAUUCUCGAAUAAAUCUUGCUUUGAGGUCGGUUCAGGUGUUGGUUUGGUUGGCAUUUGUCUUGCCCAUGUGGAAGCCUCCAAGGUUGCACUAAGUGAUGGUGACCUGUCAACUCUGAUGAACAUGAAGCUUAAUUUGGAGUCGAACAAUUUCAGCAUUGAAACCAAUAGACAAGAAAGAACUGAAGAUUCAAAUACUAUAAAAUGCAUUCAUCUGCCUUGGGAAUCUGCAUCAGAAAAUGAGCUCCAAGACUUCAUGCCAGAUGUUAUUUUGGGCGCAGAUGUAAUAUAUGAUCCAGCAUGCCUCCCAUAUCUUGUUCGACUACUCGCCAUUCUUUUGAACAAGAAGAUACCAUCAUCUACAAAGCAGAAUGACAGUUGCCAGGGUUCUUUGUUGGAUGGUAAAAGUAUGGAUGGUAAAUUUAAUGGUUCUCUUCAAGGGAAUGCUAAUGCUAAUGAUAAUGGCAAUGGAUUUGAUGCUAAUGGAGGCAAAAUAAUAUGUAAUGGCACUUCAAAUACUGGGUCAAGGAAAGGUCCCGUGGCUUAUAUUGCUUCUGUUAUUCGCAAUAUUGACACAUUCAAUCAUUUUCUCUCUUUGGUGGACCAGGCAAACAUCACCAUUACAGACCUCACUGAAACACACAAACCACUCAAUCUGCUCCCUUACAUGCAGUCAUAUGAUAGAUCCAAUGUGCGGCUAUUUGUUCUCUCAUGCAAAUAACUUUGUAAAGAGAUGGAGGAGGUGGAGGUGAUUCACUCAUGGUCUGCUCCAAGAUCACUCAGUACCUGCCUCAUGUACUCUUUUGCCCAGAGAGAUGACAUGGAAGUGCUUGAUGAACCACUCUAUGCAUUUUUCCUACGGACUACAGGCAUUGAUAGGCCGUACAAGGAAGAGCUACUCUCCAAAAUGGAAUCUGAUGGAAAUAAGAUCGUUAAAGAGGUCAUUUUUGGCCCAGGAAGAAAGAAGUACCGGUUUUGUAAGCAUAUUGCAAAAGAACGGCUCUAUGGUCUGCCGAAUGAUUUAAUGAAGAAAGGAAAGCACUUUAUAUUGAUUCGAAAUCCCAUUGAUAUUUUGCCAUCGUUUGACAAGGUUGUGUCUCCGACGUUUCUUGAGUUAGGUUUGGCAGACCUAGUCUCCAUAUACAAUGAGCUCCGUGAGUUGGGAAGGGCCCCAACAGUCAUUGAUGCAGCAGAUCUUAAGCGUGAUCCUGAGGCUACUUUGCGUGGUCUUUGUGAUGACUUGGAAAUUCCCUUUCAAGAUGCAAUGCUCAAAUGGGAAGCUGGUCCAAAACCAGUUGAUGGCAUUUGGGCCCCAUGGUGGUAUAAAAGUGUACAUAAAUCGACAGGAUUUCAACAAUCAAAAAAGUAUCCUGUGUCAUUUCCUUUUUCUCUCUAUGAAUUGCUGGAGCAAAGUCUGCCUUUGUACAACUCGCUUAGGCGCCACGUGAAGCAGACUUCAUCCCUUAUAAAGUCCUCUUUACCUCCUCCUGAUCUUCCAGUUCCUGCAAAUGAGAAGCUGCUUGCAUGGGUUGGUGAUGAGAUUUUACCCCGUGAGAGUGCAAAGGUUUCUGUGUUUGACUCUGUUGUCCAAGGUGGUGAUUCUGUUUGGGAGGGUCUUCGAGUUUACAGUGGGAAGAUAUUUAAGCUUGAUGAGCAUUUAGACAGGUUGUUUGACUCAGCAAAGGCUUUGGCUUUCAUCAAUGUUCCAACUCAGGAAGAGGUCAAAGAAGCCAUCUUCAAUACUCUCAUUAGGAAUGGAAUGUUUGAUAAUGCACACAUCCGACUAUCUUUGACACGUGGCAAGAAGGUUACUUCGGGCAUGAGUCCAGCAUUCAAUCUUUAUGGAUGCACCUUGAUUGUGCUACCUGAAUGGAAGCCCCCUGUCUAUGAUAAUACGCAUGGUAUAACUCUGGUGACUGCUACCACACGUCGUAAUUCACCAAAUAAUUUGGAUUCAAAGAUUCACCACAAUAACCUCCUCAACAACAUACUUGCAAAGAUAGAGGGUAAUAAUGCCAAUGCUGAUGAUGCCAUCAUGCUUGACAAGGAUGGUUAUGUAUCAGAAACAAAUGCUACAAAUAUUUUUUUAGUGAAGAAAGGUCAUAUUCUGACACCUCAUGCUGAUUAUUGUCUUCCUGGCAUAACUCGAGCAACUGUCAUGGACCUUGUGGUAAAGGAACAGUUGGUCCUAGUGGAACGAAGAAUCAGCUUAUCAGAAUUCCACACUGCAGAUGAGGUAUGGACGACAGGGACAAUGGGAGAACUCACACCAGUGGUGAAGAUAGAUGGACGCAUAAUUGGCACUGGACAAGUUGGGCCUAUCACUCUAAGAGUGCAAAAUGCUUACAAAAAACUGACCGAAGAGUCAGGAGUGCCCAUACCAACUUAUCAUAGGACUUGAUUACCAUGUUACCAGCAGAUUCUCUUUGUUUGUGCAUGCGAAUAUAAAAUGAAGUGUGGGACUCCUGGCCUAAAGUUAAAACAACCUGGAAGUUACUACCAGAGAUCUGAACAAAGAUUUGAGUAUCAAUCAAUUUGAAUUUUGGUAUUAACAGGUGCCGUAUAAUUAAUCUUUCAACUAAAUAAUUGGGGAUCCUAGCAUCUAGUCCGCAAUGAAUAAAAUUCUUGUAUCAUUGUGUAUAUAUCAUGUUUGUUUGUACUGCCUAUUACCAAAUGCAUAGCAAUAGUAUGCAGCAACAACAUUAAAUUUAUUUAAGCUAAACUACAUUUUUAAUUGCUGUAA
Molecule: messenger RNA, 3311 nt
Organism: Quercus robur (English oak)
Lineage: Eukaryota; Viridiplantae; Streptophyta; Magnoliopsida; Fagales; Fagaceae
Product: branched-chain-amino-acid aminotransferase-like protein 1
Exons: 30
Biological process (GO): carboxylic acid metabolic process
Molecular function (GO): catalytic activity
Source: RefSeq, a predicted model, not a curated record